This is a messenger RNA of Atta colombica, 3208 nucleotides long. RefSeq names its product TELO2-interacting protein 1 homolog (gene Tti1). The record is from RefSeq and is a predicted model, not a curated record. Gene Ontology annotation, biological process: chromatin remodeling. The transcript has 13 exons. Gene Ontology annotation, cellular component: cytoplasm. Lineage: Eukaryota; Metazoa; Arthropoda; Insecta; Hymenoptera; Formicidae. Bases 1 to 3153 code for a protein of 1050 amino acids.
AUGGAGCGAUUUAAUAUGCAUAUUUUUCUCGAACUAAAGUCCUGCUGCGAUAACUUAAUAAAAAAUCCGAGUAAGGAUUACGCACGUAGAAUCGCAGAGGUAGCUAAUAAUAUUUCCGAUAAAACAAUGCAUGAUUUAUCGGCAUACUGUUUAAUUCCUAUUAUCACCAUCUUGCAAAGCAAUACAAGCAUGACUGUAAAAGAGGAACUGAUAAAAACUAUGAGAGUUAUAAUACGAAAAAUUAGAAUUACAAAAUUGAAAAUCUUUUUUAACAUUUAUGGAUCUCUGCUAAUCCAGAUUUUUGACAAAGAGCAGCCAAAUCAAGUGAUUUUAUUUCAUGAGGAACUUAAGGAAGCAGUAGCUUUAUGUAUUAAAGAUCUUAUCUACCAAAGCAAUUCUGACGUGAUAGAAUCACUUUAUACUAAAGAAAAUGUACUACAGCUUGGUCAAGGAAUAUUUUUGUGCCUAACAAUUGCAAGGACCGAAAAGUCAUAUUCUGUAAAAUUAGCUGGACUAGAUGCAGUAAUAGCUUUGUGUCAUAUUGAUGAGAUGGAUGAAUCUGACAUUAUUAUACAAGAUCAAAUAGCAAAUACUAUCAUGGCAUUUUUUCCGGGUAUUAUCGGUGGAUUACAGGAAAUAGCAAUGGGAGAUGAAAUUCAGAAUCACAAAAUUACGAUGAUAGCAAUUCGAGCAUGGGGGAGAAUUAUAUCUCUUGUAAUUCAUGAUAAGGAUGAAGAAGAUGCUGAAGAAGACACAUUAUCCAUAGAAACACUUAUAAAAAAAAAUUGCAAUAUAUCCACUGACAUGUCACAUAAUAUGAAAUAUAAUGGAAAAUGCGACAUAGAACAUAAUUUAAAAGGAGCUACAAGAAAUAAAGAAUGGUUCGAAGCUGUGGCUAUUAAGCUUGGUUCAUGUAUAAAAUUGUUAGACCAAGUUAGGAGCCAUUCACACUACAAAGUUAAGAAAGAACUAGUUGAAAGUAUUAGACUUAUACUUGAAAAUUGUCGCAGGAAUAUGAAACCAAAUAUUAUGACACUAAUAGAUUAUUUGAUAUCUUUAUCUGAAGACGAAUCUAUAGAAGUUAGUGAAAAAGCGCAUAAUGUGCUGCAUACAAUAAGUGAAAACUACAUGCAAAAUCACGAUAUGAAAUCAUUAAUUGAUUUAUUGGAAGAUAAGUUUUACAGCUUACUUACAAAAUUGCCCACAAUUAUUAGACGAUCAAAUGAUAACGAACAAUUAGUAUACUUGAAUCAAUUUGCUGGAUAUUUAAGAUUAUUUGGAACGCAAAGAUUGCCUCAUAUUAUGAGAUCUCAAGCUCACAUGCAAAGAUUGCUGUUAGCUCUUGUAUAUAUUAUGAUCAUAGAUUGCAACAACAUAUCUCUUCUACAGACAGCAAAUGUAAAAGAUUUAGAUGAUCCUGCAUAUUUUUAUGGAUCAGAUUCAUGGAGACAAUUUAAGUUUAUUAAGAAUAACUUGUGUAAAGAGAAACUUAUUACAAUAUGCAAGUUGCUUCAAGAAUUUGGGGAUUUGAGGAUAUUAAUUGACACUAUUCUUGAACUUAUGAUGGAUGUACCACAACACAGAAAGGAACUGAGUUUGCUACUUAAUUGGAUCUUAGUUUCUGUUAAAGAUUCAUCUUCUUCAUAUUUGUAUAAAGAAAUCGUAGAUUUCUACACAACACAGGAAGUAUGGUAUUUGCCUAUAGAAGUAACUGAAGAUACUCCUUUGAUGCAAGCACAGAGCAAUAUAGUGCAAUGUUGCCUCUUGACCGAAGGAUUAGGUUUUAUAGCACAAAAUUUACAACAUGACUUUGAUAGAUAUCUUCUAAAAACUUUAUAUUUAAUUAUUGAAAGAGCAGGUAGUGGGAACAGUUUAAUCAGUUAUAUUGGAGUGCGUACUCUCGAAAAUGUCGCCGAAACACAACAACAUAAGACAAUUGGCGAUCUGCUACGUGCUAACGUAGAUUAUUUUUCUUAUCACAUUAUAAUGAAAUUACGCCAAAUAAAUCAUAAUCCUGGCGUAUUUGACGUUAUCAAAGUUAUCAUGAAGUACAGCAGAAUGGAUUUUUUGCCGCACCUAAAGGGAAUUAUAGAAGAUGUACUUAGGCAACUAAGUACUCCUUAUCGUCAAAAAGACACUUAUUCGUUCUUGAAGAUAUUUCAUACAUUUAUCAUAUGCAUAAAAACGUUAACAAAUUGGGAUGAUAUAAAAGUAACAAAAGAAGAUAUACGAACUACAAGUAAUUCUUCGGAAACAAUUAUUCUUUUUUUGUUAGAAUAUUAUAAUGCAAAGAAAAUUGAUGAAAAAAUAGAGGAUGACUUUGAAGAGAUAGAAUCAGAUGUACUGAAUACUGAGUUACCAGAAGAAAUAAACGAAGAAAAUUACUCAGAUCCCAGUGCAGAAGAUAAAUCAGAUAAAAAGUUACCAACUCAUAUAAAGAUAAUCAUAGAAAUUAUGAAACGUUGUAUACACUUUCUACCUUUGAAGGAUGUACAAAAAUCACUGAUGGCAAUGCAAACACUUCAAGAAGGUUUACCGAUACUAGUUGAAUGGGAAGAUGAACUAUUGCCUCUUGUGCAUCAGUUAUGGCAUCCACUGAUCGACAGAUUUCAUGAUGAAAAUGUACUUGUCAUUAAUCAUGCAUGGCAACUUUUGCAUGUACUCGCCAAUAUUUCGAAUGACUUCAUCAGAAGCAGAACUCUGCGAGAGGUAUUACCAUUUGUAUUUCAAUUCUUGACUAAGUCCUCUAAAGAAAGUAUUAAUAAGAGCUCGGUAAACGUUUAUAAAUUCACACAAACUUACAAAUCCCAAUACGAAUUGUUAUCUACAUUGGGAAUAAUCGCGAGGCUCCUGAAAUUACGUGAACAUGAAUUGUGGCAAAUAUUAAGCAAUACACAAUUGUAUCUUAGUGCACGUCAACAUACUACAUUACAGGCGUGCUGUGUAAAAUUGUACAAAGAUAUUGCUGAUUAUAAUGGAGAUAUCGCGUGGGUGAAAUGUCUUAGUAUCUGGAAUUCAAAAGUUGCACGAAUAGCGUCUGAUGCAACAUUUGAUAUGAAACAUCUGCUGAUUCCAGAUGUUUCUCCGUCAAACGAAUAUUACAAAAAUGUAAACGAAAUCGUUACAUAUAUUCAACAGAAUAUUCACUAUUGAAUAUAUCAAAAAUAUAUGAAAAAUGAUUUAAGAAUUCAAAGAUCUUCAAACAACA